Molecule: messenger RNA, 1079 nt
Organism: Chelmon rostratus (copperband butterflyfish)
Lineage: Eukaryota; Metazoa; Chordata; Actinopteri; Chaetodontiformes; Chaetodontidae
Gene: thtpa
Product: thiamine triphosphatase
Exons: 4
Coding region: 96-758 (220 amino acids)
Biological process (GO): thiamine diphosphate metabolic process; thiamine metabolic process; dephosphorylation
Molecular function (GO): thiamine triphosphate phosphatase activity; magnesium ion binding
Source: RefSeq, a predicted model, not a curated record
AUAAAGUUGGCUGACGUAUUGUGGCUGCUCGGAUUUCAUCUGUCGCUCAAUUUAUCAUGCCGAAUUAUUUGGAUUGAAGGACUUGACGUGUGAAGAUGAGUGUGGAAGUGGAAAGAAAGUUUUUAUGCAGUGCCGACACUCUGAAAACACUGGAAGAGAUCGGUGUGUGUGUUGGUCAGCGCCAGUUUCAUGACCAGUACUUUGACACCCCCAAGUUUGACCUGACUUUGAGAGACGUGUGGCUGCGUAAACGUAAAGGAUGCUGGGAGCUCAAGUGCCCAACAACAGUCGACGGGGCAGAAGAGACGAGCGGAGAACAACGUAAAGCGGCAGCACUGUGCACUCGCUACAAGGAGAUAACCAGUCUGCCUGAAAUUCAACUGAGAGUGAAAGAGGUCAUAAAAGACGUUUGUGAGGACAGAGAGACGAGCCCCUCACAGGAGGAUGAGGAGUCUUGGCUGAGUAAAAUGAACCUGGUGUGCUUUGCAGAGUUUGCAACGGUGCGGCGGACAUUCACUUUAGCGGAGGAGGGGGUGCAGAUAGACCUCGACCAAGCUGACUUUGGCUACCAUGUGGGAGAGAUCGAGGUCCUCGUUCCACAGGGAGGAGAUGUGCAGUCUGCCUUGGAGAAGAUUGAAAGAACAGCUCGAAAGCUGGGACUGACUGGAGAUCAGCGAGUUGAGGGAAAAAUGAAUAUUUACCUUAAAAGGAAUCACCCAGAGCACUAUGCAAAGCUACUGAGUGAACAUGUUAUAUAAAACAUAUUCAUCAUCUGUAACAGUUACAGCUUAAUAGUUUAAGAUGUACAUUUUAUAUGUCUAAAGCCGAGUUAUAAUGAAUUAGAAAAUCAGUCUAAAAAAUGAAACCGUAUUCACUGGUUAUAAAGACCUGAACCUCUCAAGACAUUUCCUGAAUUUGAAACUUUAGAAAACAGCAAUAGGCCUUUGCACUUGCAGGGUGCUCAAUGGCUGCUAUCACCUCCACUUGACCUUUUUGUGUCGUAUGCACCACAUGCAACAGUUAGGUUUGUAUCUGAGAGUGUGAGUGGAACUGUGAACACUGGAAAUAAAUGGGGUGCC